AAGGCAUAUCAUUUUGGUAAUCGUUAUUUCUGUGGAUUGAGCCAACUAAGUCAACGCCACUCAAGCAACAAACGGGGCCAGUCUAUAAAAAGCUGAUGACACUCUGAUAUUUGUUGAAAUUCACAGAACUUGCACAACAUGUUGAAUCAUAAACUGCUCAACUGCGCCUGCUUCCUACUGUUCCUCGGUCUGGUCAGUGCCAUAGACCCCGUCCUGCUGAAGCACGUCAAUCAACAGAAUCUCGAUGGUGCAGGCCAGUACAAGCAUGAGAUUGAGGUGGACAAUGGCAUCAAGACAUCCGCCCAGGGCAAUGUGAAUGGUAUUCAAGGUGAAUACUUUUUGCCCGCCGAGGAUGGUCAGCCUCCCGUACGAGUCACCUACACGGCCGAUUCUACCGGAUUUCAUCCACACAUCAAUUAAACUUGCUUACGCAUAAAUAACCCCAUAUUUGCAGUCUUCUCACAACCAAUUCAUUCGAAAUAUGGCUUCCAAAAUUAUCUGAAUCUUAAAACCUUUGUUAAAGCUUAAAUGCUUAAAGUGCUUAACUAAUCUAAAUUUAAAAAAAAAACGUAAGUUGAAAGGAAAUUAGACUUUACUUUAAAUGCAAUAAAAAAUAAAAA
Drosophila grimshawi is the source of this 620-nucleotide messenger RNA. Its product is annotated as pupal cuticle protein Edg-78E. The coding region runs from base 139 to 420 and encodes 93 amino acids. The record is from RefSeq and is a predicted model, not a curated record. NCBI's taxonomy places the organism in Eukaryota, Metazoa, Arthropoda, Insecta, Diptera, Drosophilidae. The transcript is spliced from 3 exons.